Aureobasidium subglaciale EXF-2481 is the source of this 940-nucleotide messenger RNA. RefSeq lists its product as uncharacterized. Bases 425 to 814 code for a protein of 129 amino acids. The transcript has a single exon. NCBI's taxonomy places the organism in Eukaryota, Fungi, Ascomycota, Dothideomycetes, Dothideales, Saccotheciaceae. The record is from RefSeq and is a predicted model, not a curated record.
UGUAGGCUGGACUUUUGAGGUGGAUCUCAGAUUUCGGGUGUUGCGUGACUAGAGCUUCACAUGCCAUGUACCAGUACAUUACGCGACUAUAGUUUCGCACACCACCUCGAUACAUAUCAUAUCCAUGGUAAUGUCAUACGAUAAAAUCCUUCAUCGUGCCUGGUCCAACGACCAAGCGUCAGCAAAUCCUGAAGGAAGUGUAAAGUGGAGGUCGUCAGGUGCUUGCAUUUCCGUGAUGAGGCGCUCCUUUUCAUGACUGACAAGGUUUAUUCAAGUUGCCAUAAAAUCGUACCAGAGCCCACAGUAUCUCAACAACGAAUUUCCUAUUACACUUCUCCCUAUUGAUCACAGUUGACACACUGUUGUGAGUUUCCAUCAUCAGUCAACCCACGGGUUCACAGCUGAUAUUGAGGCUAUAGCUACAAUGCACGGACAUCGAAGAAGACCACUACUUGGUGCUGCACUUGUCGUUGGCGCCUCAAGAUCGGCGGCCAGAAAUGAGGUCGAGAAGCAAGCAGCACGUGAGGCAGAAGCCAGACUGGCUGCGGACACGAGACGACGCGAAGAAGAAGAGCGAGCCAUGCGUACGCAACGAGCAAUCGACGAAUCUAUCGCUAGACAGUACGCUGCUGUAGGCAAGCAGCCUGAGCCGCCAAUCUACUACCCCGGCGUUCAGGGUGCUUCCUUGGCCAACAUGAAGGACGUCCGCUAUUGCCGACAAUGCAAUAGCUUGUGCAAGCUUCAAGACAAGUUUUGUAGCGCUUGUGGGUGCAUACAAGCCACGCCAGGUGCCGAUCAGCGGAUCAUGCAAUGAGCGGUUGUAUGCUAAAGGCAAGUUUCGACAGGAAAUGGAUGAGCGGCGGAGACAGCCAGAGCUUGUUCUAGCAAAUGGGCGAACAUGGAGAUACCGGUGUGGUCAAGUUCGAAAUCUGCUGCAAUG